UUCACAACUUUUUGGGGGUAUUCAGGCUAUGAUUAAGGAGGUGAAAGAAGAAAUGUUGCAGGAUUUGACGGAGAAUCCUCACGGGUUCAUUGCAGCUUCUGCUUAUGAUACUGCAUGGUUAGCCAUGAUUCAAGACCCUGACUAUGGAGAUAGUGAACCGGCUCGACCCAUGUUCACUGGUUGUUUGAACUGGGUGCUGAAAAACCAGACAGAAGAAGGGUUUUGGGGGGGGAGCGCGAUGCUCAUGGCAACCCCACCAUUGAGUCUCUUACUGCAACUCUUUCUUGCAUUAUUGCACUCAAUAGAUGGAAUACUGGAAAAUCUAAUAUCCAGAAAGGGUUGGUUUAUAUAGAAGAAAAUGCAGAGAAAUUUAUAGAAAACAUUUAUGAGGGAUAUUGUCCUCGUUGGUUUGCCAUUAUUUUUCCUGGAAUGAUCGAAAUUGCACGUUCAAAUGGUUUGCAUCUUGCUUUUACUAGUAAAAUCAAUGUGGCAGUAACUGAGAUGUUCUAUAAACGACAAGAAAUUCUCGACAGUGAGAAAUUAGUUGAGUCCGAGCAGUACGGUUAUCCUCUAUUAUCAUACUUGGAAGCAUUGCCCUGGACAUAUGAAAUUAAUCAAAAAGACUUGGUUAAGCAGUUGAGUGAUGAUGGAUCAUUAUUCCGAUCGCCUGCUGCCACUGCAAAAAUUUUUAUGCUUACUGGGAACAAGAAGAGUUUAGCUUACUUGAAAUCUCUUGUUCGAAAUUCUUCUGAUUAUGGAGGUAAGCUUAAUCUAUUACUGCAUGUCACUGUUAAGAAAUUGUAUUAUAGGUAUUAUCGUUAGAAAAUUAUAUCGUAAAUGUAUUCUAAUUAUAGUAAAAAAGAGAUACUUAUUCUGUUUUGCAUGCCCAGUGCGACCUCUUUAUCCAAUGGACGAGGAGCUGAUAAAGCUUUGCAUGGUUAAUCAAUUACAAAGAUUUGGAUUAACUGAACAUUUCAAAGAUGAGAUUGAAAGAAUUUUGGAACAAAUUUACUGGAACUACAAAGAUCGAGAAUCAAAGGUAAUUGUAAUGACAAUGAACUCAGCCGCACAGUUAUACAAGGACUCGUUAGCUUUUAGAAUAUUUCGGAUGCAGGGAUACAAUGUAUCAGCAUCGAUGUUUUGUUGGUUCUUAAAUGACGAAAAAUUUCGGAACUACAUCGAAGAAAAUUGUCAAAGCUGCUCCGCUGUCAUGCUUAAUGUUUAUAGGGCAACGGAUCUUAUGUUUGCCGGGGAGUAUGAAGUUGAGGACGCAAGAUCAUUUUCAAAAAAAUUACUACACAAGGCUCUACAAAUUGCCUCUUCCAAUCAGUUUAAUUUUGACAGUGCAGUCCCCAAUUUUCAUACAAUGGUUGAGUAUGAACUGAGAAGUCCAUGGAUUGCUCGGUUGGAGCACCUUGAACACAGAAUGUGGAUUGAACAGAAAGACUCGAAUGCUUGCUGGAUGGGGAAAGCAUCCUUUCACAGGCUAUCCAAUCUUCAAAACGACAAACUUAUCCAGCUCGCUAUGAAAAACUUCCAGUUUCGACAAUCAAUAUAUAAACAUGAACUCGAUCAUCAGCUAAAAGGGUGGACAAGAAAGUGGGGAUUUGAUAAUAUGAGUUUUGCUCGGGAAAAAACCACAUUUUCCUACUUUGCCAUUGCAGCCUCCACUGCAUUACCUCAUUACUCCGUUAUGCGAACCACCGUUGCCAAGGCAGCAAUCCUCAUCACAGUUGCCGAUGAUUUUUUCGACAUGGAAGGGUCUUUACAUGACUUGCGAAUCCUUGCCGAUGCAGUUCAAAGAUGGGAUUCGAAUGGCUUGAGUGGUCAUAGCAAGAAAAUCUUCAAUGCACUUGAUGAUCUUGUUACAGACUUUGCAAUAAAAUAUCUCCAAUACCAAGGGAUUGAUAUAACGAACCACGUUCAGGAUCUAUGGAGAGAAGCAUUCAUGUCAUGGCUGACGGAGGCUACAUGGAGCAAGACCGAAUGCAUACCAUCCAUGGAUGAAUACCUGCAGACUGGCAUGAUCUCCAUUACUGCACACACUUUAGUUCUUCUAGCUGCGUGUCUCAUGGAUCCAAGUUUACCUAAACAAAUAAUCAAGUCAUUCUCUCAUGAAUAUCAAACUGUUACCGAAUUACUCAUGUUGAUAUGUCGUUUGUUGAAUGAUACUCAAAGCUAUAAGAAAGAACAGGAGCAAGGAAAGUUGAACUCAGUGUUGCUCCAUACGAGAGAGAAUCCAGAUGUUAAGAUUGAAGGCUCUGUCGCAUAUGUUAAAGAUAUAAUUGAUAAAAAGAACAAAGAGUUCCUUGAACAUGUUCUAAUGGAUUAUCAAAGUAACAUGUCUAAAUCUUGCAAGCAUCUCCAUUUAUCAAUUUUCAAAGUGUUUCAAAUGUUUUUCCACUCCUGCAAUCGCUAUGAUACAGAUUCAGACAAACAAAUUCUUCAAGACAUCCAAAAAGCAAUUUAUCUUCCUCUAGCUGUUCAACCCUCAAAACCAUGGAAGCAGCAUUCUUUUCCUCAACUUCCUCAUCAUGUAAGGUCUGGAUGGAAGAAAGAUUAUCAGCUAAGAAUCAACUCUCACAUCGCUUUACCCUUCAAACAGUAUCAGAACAGCAGGAGAAAUAUUGUUGCUCUGCACCAGAUUUCCAAAUCACCUCUUCAAGUGUUGGCGUAUAAUAACAAUAUAUCUUUACUCAAAAAUUUUAUCUGAAUAUCUUUAUUUUGUCAUAAAAAACAAUGCAGAUUCCUCUGUAUGCUAUGUAUGUGUAUUAUAUAUAAAUGUCUCUAUUUCUGUAAGAAAUUAGUAUUUUAUUGUUCGAUCUUUGUAAGAAAUUAAUAUUUCGCGAUUCAAUCUGAUAAAAUUUAUCAAAAAUAAUAAAAGAAGGAAAGUGAGGAAAUACCUCAACACUUUCUUCUCUGCAUAAAACUUACAUUGUUGUUGCAGCCAUCCUCUUCUUCUUCCCCUGUUUUGUUUUUCUGUUCUCAUCUUUUUAGGAUUUUAGAGUCUUGUAAACUGUAACAAUUACAUAUAGGGUUGCUCUUUC
Messenger RNA from Carica papaya (papaya), 3047 nucleotides. NCBI's taxonomy places the organism in Eukaryota, Viridiplantae, Streptophyta, Magnoliopsida, Brassicales, Caricaceae. The record is from RefSeq and is a predicted model, not a curated record.